AUGAAAAAAAUGAAUGAAGAAAAUUUAAAAGGUAUUAAUAAUAAGGAAAAUGUAAAUCAAAAUAAACCAAGAGAAAUAGUCAACAGUUAUAACGAUAUAACUGAUAUUGCUGUUGUAAGUGGGGUAUCUAAUAAAAAUGAAGAAUAUAUUUGUAAUAUAAAUAAGGAAAAUGAAAAUGUAGUAAUAGAUAAUAGUUAUACAAAACAUAAAAAUGAAGGAAUUAUAAAUAUAGAAAACAAUUCUAACGAUAAUAUUAGUACUAGUAUUAUUAAUAAAAGUAUACGUAUUAUAAAUGAUAGUAUUUAUAAUAUAAAAAAUAAUUUAACUAGUAUUAAAAAUAUUAUAAACUUAAAUGAAGAAUCAGAAGAAGAAACAAUUUCGGAGAAUUAUAAAAGUGACGAAAGUAGUAUUGUAAAAACUUUUGAAAAUUUAAAAGAUGAUGAAUAUUUGGAUAGUAAAAAUAAUGAAGACUUGGAAUUAUUAUUAAAGACAGUAAUAAAUACAAAAAAGGAAGAAAAACAAUUCACAACUUUAGAUAUCAUUGAUGAAUGUAUAUCUAUAGGUAAUAUUUAUAGUAUAAAUAAAAGCAAACAAUUGCUUAAUAAAGAUAAUAAUUCUGUAAUAAAAAACGAAAAUUUAACUAAUGAAAAAAAAAGUUCAUUCGAAAAUAGCGAGGUAGAUGAUAAUUAUGUAGAAGAUAUUAAUUUAGAUAAUUUAGAUAAUUUAGAUAAAUUUUUAAAAAUUAAUAAAGUAAAAAGCUAUAAUGAAUACGGUAUUGAGAGUACUUCUAAUUGUUCAUUAAAUACAUCAAAUUUUCAAACAGAACAAAAAAAAAAUACGAAAAACAAAAGUGGAAAUUUAUAUAAAGAUACAUUAUACAAAUUUAAAGAUUUUUUACAAAAUGAAGAAAAUAAACUAACAUAUUUAUUAAAAAAAUUUUUAAAAAAAAAAAAGUUAAAUAUGUUAUUAAAAGAUAAAAAAAAAAUAUGUUAUUUUAUUUUACAUUUAUUUUUUUUCUUUUCUUAUGCUUUUUUUGCCAUUUUUUUUAUAUUCCUUAAAAGAAUUUUUUAUCAUAUAAUUUUUGAUCAAGAUUUGUAA
Messenger RNA from Plasmodium gallinaceum, 1098 nucleotides. Its product is annotated as conserved Plasmodium protein, unknown function. NCBI's taxonomy places the organism in Eukaryota, Apicomplexa, Aconoidasida, Haemosporida, Plasmodiidae. Bases 1 to 1098 code for a protein of 365 amino acids. The record is from RefSeq and is a predicted model, not a curated record. The transcript has 3 exons.